AUGCUCAUCUCCGUGGUAACCUGGCUCGGCUAUGUCAGUAGUACCGUCAACCUGAUCAUCUACACCGCCUUCAACACCGAGUUCAGGAACAACUUUCACAAGCUGCUCUGCAGACAGACGUGGAGGAUGAAGAUGCUGGCCUCCUGCAGGGCUCUGUUGUGGCAGGUGCUCCUCAGGUUUUCGUAUCAGGUGGUCACAGCCAGUCUGUGUCUGGGGGGGUCGGACAUCUCAGCAUCAGUCAGAGAGAACAGUCCACCGGGUCAGCUUGUCUCCGAGCUCAGCAUCACCGCAGAACCCGGAUCCAGCAGCGUCCGGCUGUGUCUGACCGGAGACAACAAGGACUGGUUCUACCUGGAGGGACGGACCAUCAGACUCAACACGUCCACCUCCAGAGUCCUCGACAGAGAGCUUCAGGGGUCGGUGCUGAUAGCACAACUGACCUGUUACGAGGAUGAUGUCGUACAGACCCAGUACAGGAUCCUGGUGGAGAUCAUUGACGAGAACGACAACAGACCACACUUCCUGCCGGAGACAAUCCAACCGCUCACCAUCAGUGAGCUGACUGCGGUGGACUCUGUGGUUUUUUCGGUGUCAGCUGUGGAUGCAGACGGAGACAUGAUCAGUUAUAUCAUCGAUCAGUCAUCGACCGACGCCAGAUUCUUCAGGGUCGACCUGCCCAACAGCGGGAACGUGGUCCUGAACAGACCGCUGGACUACGAGAGCAGGACUCACCUGCAGCUGAGGAUCUGGGCCCAGGAGGCAAACACGGUGGAGAAAUUCAACACGUCGGCUGUUCUGAGCAUUGUCAUCGAGGAUGGAGACGACCAGUACCCGCACUUCCUGCCCUGCACAUCUGUUUCCCCAGGUGUUCCCGUCUGCAUAAACCCCACCUACACCGCCAACAUCACCCACAAACACCAGGAUGGCGUUCUGGAGUUUUCUCCUGGUCCAAUCAGAGCGGAGGAUGGAGACCGAGGGAUCAACACAUCUCUGGUUUUCUCCAUCCUGUCAGGUGGUGACCAGGGCAGGUUUGUGAUCGAAAACACGACAGGUGAGAUCAGGUUGACCCGACCGCUGAAUGACCGCCAACUGGAGACGAACUUUACCCUCAGAGUCAUGGUGCAUCAGGAGGACGACAGGCUGAAGUACUCCGUGGCGUCGGUUCUGAUCAGAGUUCUCAGUGAGAACCGGUUCCCCCCGCUCUUCAACAGAACAACCUUCAAAGGUUUCAUCAUCCAGAGCUCAAGCCCCGCCUCCAUCGUCUCCACCUACGGCAACCAGGUGUUACAGGUGCAGGCCUCUGACCGUGACUUUCUCGAUGGCCAGAAUCCAUCCAUCCACUACUCCCUCCACCCGCUGUCUGGACUGUACCAAGUCACCCAGGGAGGGGUCCUGAUUGCCAGGACGGACCGAUUGCACGCCUUCGAUAGACACAUACUGCAGGUCAGAGCCAGAGAUGAAGAAUCAGGAGAAGAAGCUUUGGCUUCAGUUGACAUCGAAGUCCUGCAGAGAGGACAGACAGUCCCUCAUGGUGCGUUCAGGGAGCAGCAGAUGUUUGGAGAUGUGGACAGCAGACUGGCCGGAGGGAUCACGGCGACGGUUCUGUUAAUGUUCCUGUCGGCGGCUCUCCUAGUUCUGCUCCGAGCUGCGAGGAGACGACGACUGCUAAGGAACCCUGAUGACCGAGCGGCUGUCGCCAUCGGGAAACAUCCCAAUGUGGUAAACGAAGAGUCGUCCUUCAGCGGCAGAGCUUUCUCUCAUCAGUUUGAGUCAUCUUCACGGUGUCUCAGUCUCCACGGGAGACAGGGCGUCUACACCAGGAGACUGUCUCUGCUUUCUCCUGCGUCUUCAUCAUUAUCACACAUCAUCAGAGGAGCCACGUCUCACUCUGGCCUGUCCCCUGUCUCAGAGAGUCCACCUGAGACUGUCCUCACACCUCAGACUGUCCUCACACCUCAGACUGUCCUCACAGCAGGUCCGUCCACAGGUAUCCAUGGUGAUGACAUCACAGCAGAUGACAACAUGAAAAUCAACCAAUCAGAGGACCCAUACAGAGCCAUAACCUCUGUCAUCUGUCUGUCCGAAGACAGCUCAGAGGACAUGGACACAUCUCCACAGCAGCCAAUCACAGAAUAGUAACAGAGAAACUGUCACAGCUCAG
Messenger RNA from Plectropomus leopardus (leopard coralgrouper), 2161 nucleotides. The record is from RefSeq and is a predicted model, not a curated record. Lineage: Eukaryota; Metazoa; Chordata; Actinopteri; Perciformes; Serranidae.